CUGGGAUGGUUCAUUACAAUCUUUCAGCGAAUUUCUGAAAUGCUGGGAAAACGUUAGCUAAGUUUUUUGCUGCAGACAGGUUUGCCCUCCUGACUUAAGCCUACCUAAAACAGCAGACAGGCAGAGUGGUCUCCAGGAGGAUGCUCGGGCAGGAUGUGCUCCAGCCGGAAGAUUCUGUGGAGUCUGCUGUUACUGUCAGUGUUGGAGGUGGGGCUAGGCGUCGCCAGUAUCGUCCUGGGAGCAGUGGGGAUUAGCCGUGUCAGGGAGGAGCACAAGCCGCUGCAAGGAGACGCUUCUCCGGUUUGGAGUGGCCUGUGUUUUCUAAUCUGUGGGAUGUGUGGAGUCCUGUGUGCUAAGAAGAGGACUGGACUCAUUAUGAUUCUGUUCUCAGCCUGCUGUAUCUGUGGUCUGAUUGGGGGGAUUCUCAACUUCCAGUUUGUUAGGGCGUUGUCACGGCGACCAGACUCUCUCCGCUCCCUGCAUCUAGCAGCCAUGACCAUUGCCUGCCUGGGGAUCUCUUCCUGUACUCUCUCCACCUGGUUGACCUGUCGCCUGGCCAGUUCAGAACAACAGAGAAUGUUCCUGGAGAGGGAACACUCAUUGCAUCACUCCCAUGAGAUGGCUGAAAAGGAACCAUGCACGCACGGAUCUUUUGAGAUCCUGGACAACUCCAGCAACGGGAUUCCUCAGAUCUCCUACAAUGGCAACACCACGUCUCUUUGACAACAUAUACACUAUGUUUCCCUGACAAUGGACACACCUUGUUGCCCUGACAAUGGACACACCUUGUUGCCCUAACAACAGCACACCUGGAUCCACAGCACAUCCAAGAGCUUUGAAAAGUCACUCACAGCAGCUGCUGGAGAACAACGCAUAUGGGAUUUCAGCACGAAUGGAUCUUCAGCAAUGAAUGAUUUUCUUGGAUAAUUUGUUACUAGAUCUGAUAGUUAGACAAAUGCAUAUGACCUCUGACCUUAUGGACCGGAUGAACAGACGUACAGUCAGACACUUUAAACAGAGGAGACCAAAACAAGCGUGCAAUCAAUUCCAAUGUUUAAAAUCUUACUCUCUCUCCUUUCUCUGUCUCUCUCUCUCUCUUUACUCUGCAUCUGACUGUAUGAAGAGAGGUAUUUGAUAUAUGAAGAACAGUGCUUAAGCUAUCUGAUGUAGAGCUGAAUAAGGAAUGCUUUAAAAUAUCAAUAGGUCAAAGACAUCCAACAAUGCACACUGUAAAUCAGUGGUGCCCAACCCUGCUCAUUGGGAGCUGGGUGCAGGUUUUUGCUCAAGCCCUGCACUAACACAACUACUUACCAAGUAGUUCAUCAGGAGGAGGGUGGGACACCCACGUUGUAUAUUAAUGCUUGUAUAUCAGGAAAACAGGGAUUAUUCUAUGGAGUUAUGAUAUUUUUCUAUAGCCUUCUUAUAAAACAAAUAUUAAACUAUGGUAAAUGAGAGAAACUAGUGA
Esox lucius (northern pike) is the source of this 1465-nucleotide messenger RNA. Its product is annotated as transmembrane protein 196. NCBI's taxonomy places the organism in Eukaryota, Metazoa, Chordata, Actinopteri, Esociformes, Esocidae. Bases 154 to 723 code for a protein of 189 amino acids. The record is from RefSeq and is a predicted model, not a curated record. The transcript has 6 exons.